AUGGCAGGCACACGCUCGAAGAGGACUUACCAUGCGAUCGACUCUGAUUCCGACGGCACGGACGAGAGCUACAAAAAGGCAUACAAUGUGAUGCGGAAUGCACUGGACGAGGGAGCCCUGACGCUGAAGAGCCGCGACCGGACGUUCACCACCUUUCUCGACCUGAAGAACGACCACCACAAUGAGUUUAUGACCCGGCUGCGUGAGCACGUUCAGCUGGCGUACCAGUGGGACGAUCUGGAGAAAGAUGAGUCCGAACGUAGACGCUGUGCCACCAGCUUCGUCCGCCAAUACGGCAAUACGUACUGGGGAACUGAAGAAAACAGGCGCAAGUACCUGCUGCCGGACAGUCUGAAAGAUCGCAAGGCGCUGUGCACGUAUCCAGAACGGAAGGAGGAGAUUAUUCUUUCUUUGAUGCUUCUGCUCCAGAAGAAGGCCAACAGCCAGGAAAACGCGAGUGAGAAGAACGGUUUGUCUACGCCAGGCGGCAUGAAGAACCCUCGCUCCGUCUCGGAGGCGCCCUUUGAGCUUCGCAAGAGCAUGGACCGUAAGAGCAAGAAGAGAGCCUCCGACCUGUUGAACGAUAACCGUGCCCUUAGCCGCGCCCCGAGCCCGGAGCUGCUGGGUGAGCAUAGAGGCCGACAGAGGACCAAGGAGGUGCGGGCUUUCACGACCCCCCCGAAGUCCAAGACUACGGCGAGUAGUGCUUCUACUGCUACUGCCGCUUUUGCUACGGGACGGGCCACUCCCUCCAGAUCGCUGGCGAGGCAGAUCACGUCCCCGGAGUCGUUUGGCGAGGAUAUCUUCUUCGACGGCAAGGAUGCGGCGCGCGCACAAACCCGCGACGGCAUCAAUAGCAGUGUGCCCGCAUCUCCAACAAGUCACGGUCACAGCAGUGGCGCCACGAUCACGGACACCACCGUCACUGGGCAGUACAAAAAUACCAGCUUCCUGGUCUCCGGCGCCCACCAGACAGGCAUGGCACCCGUACAUGUCCCUUUCCAGGCGUUUGUCUCCUCGUCGGCCUUCCUCGAGUGCAUGGUGGAGGAGUGUGGGCUCACCUACUGGGAUCCGAGCAUGCAGCUGAACAACGAGAUCUCGCAGUGUCUCAAUCUCAACUCGGCUGUCGUCGUUGACCCUCCUCCUACCACCUCGUCGAUUUCUUCUCCUUCUUCUGCUUUUGUCAUUGUGGCAUCGGUGAAGCUGGACUGGUCGAACUUUUUCAUCCGCGUGCGACCCGGCAAGGACCAGGACUGGGCGGCCAUCAUGUACGAGCUGGAGAAGGCCAGGAAAGCACAAGACGCGACGCAGACUCCGCCCUCUCAGUUGAAGAUCCAUGUCACGCUGCAUCUCUCGGCAUGA
Molecule: messenger RNA, 1362 nt
Organism: Penicilliopsis zonata CBS 506.65
Lineage: Eukaryota; Fungi; Ascomycota; Eurotiomycetes; Eurotiales; Aspergillaceae
Exons: 3
Coding region: 1-1362 (453 amino acids)
Source: RefSeq, a predicted model, not a curated record